Molecule: messenger RNA, 1329 nt
Organism: Closterium sp. Naga37s-1
Lineage: Eukaryota; Viridiplantae; Streptophyta; Zygnematophyceae; Desmidiales; Closteriaceae
Source: the annotation of a GenBank genome assembly
AUGGCUGCCCUUGUCCAAGUCGCGCCAGGGUCAUGCCUUUCCGCAUCGCUCGCACCGUCGGCGGCCGGCGGAAGGAGCACCUCCCAACCAGCGUCGUUAGACUGCCGGCCAGUCUCUGCCGCCUCUCGACUCAGCAGCUGUGCAGUUCGCGCGAAACACCGCGUGCCUCUGCUGAGACACGUGGCAACCUUCCAGGAUGACGCGUGUCGAUCAUUCUACGAGCCGGUACGCUGCAAGAAGGCGGACAAGGAGAGCAAGGGCUUUAAGGAGGCGAAGCGGUCGCUGAAGGCGAAAGCGGCAGUGCUGGAAUCGCAGUUCGUCGCCUUGGCCGAAGCCGUUGACUCGGACGAACGGCAGACCGGCGUUGCGACGGCCACCUCGGUUGACGCGGACUUCGUUGCGACGGUGCUUCGCGAGCUGAAGGAGAUCAAGGCGGAGCUCAAGUCGCUCAAGCAGACGCAGAAGAAGAUGAUGGAAUCCUCCUCCUCCUCCUCCUCUUCCUCCUCGUCCUCAUCGUCUAGCAGCGACGGCGGCAUGGGGGGAAUGAAGGCCAGGCGCAUGGAGCGCCGCAAAGCACGGCAGCAGGGCGCCAUGGGGAUGAUGGGGAUUGGGGGGAGCGUGGGGGGUUCCGUCGCCACUGGGGCUGCUGCUGCCGGUGCGGCUGUUAUCACUGCUCCUGUUGCCGCCGCCGCAGCUCCAGUCGCCGUGCCCCCCGCUCCGUCAUCUGUUCAGUCUGCCCCCGCCGCUCCAGCCAAUCCAGUGGCGUCGGUUCUCGCCGCACAUGCACACGUAGCCUCGGAAACCCCCAAGGUGUGGGAGAUCGAAGAUGUGGUUUCCGCGAUCGCUGGAGGCGCGUCUUUCACCAGCUCCGCGCUGCCCUCCGCCCUCCUAACGCCCGUCCAGCUCCCCCCUGUGCAAACCCCGCCUUCCCCCUCCCCGCUCCCCGCGCUCGCCUCCCCCCUUCCCGCCGCGGCUAUUGCGACUGUCUUCCCCGACACCGCGGCCUCGCCGCUGCAAGGGAGCGUGGCGGUGGGUGUGACUGUCGCGGGGGACGUGGAGGUGUGCAUUGGCGGGAAGUGCAAGAAGAACGGGGCGGGUGAGAUCCUAUCCGCCUUCCAGGCGCAGGCAGCGGGAACGGGCGUGCAUGUGGAGGCGUGCAAGUGCAUGGGCAAGUGCAAGGCUGCGCCGAACGUGAGAGUGUGGCGGGAUGAUGCGGAAGAGCCUCAGAUGGAGAGUUAUUUGGCGGUUGAGGAUGUGGGCGUGUUGAUGCAGAGGCACUUCGGCCUGCAGCCUGCUCCCGUGCCUGCUGCUGGCGCUGGAAUCAUGUGA